Messenger RNA from Symbiodinium sp. CCMP2592, 924 nucleotides. Lineage: Eukaryota; Dinophyceae; Suessiales; Symbiodiniaceae. The record is from the annotation of a GenBank genome assembly.
AUGUAUCCAAGCAUCCGAACUCCGAGAAAGGGCGGCCUGUACUGCGAGGUGAUAUUCUUGGUCUUGGCCGCUGUCAGACGCUUGCGUUGCUCUGGUGCUGCAAGGAGAGCCGUGCAGACACGGCCGAAAAAGCCGGCGACAGUCAGGCUGACGGCCGCUGAGAAUCAUGAAAUUCAGGUGCGGGUUUAUGUUGCCUCUGAGUCAGCCCCACGGAACUGUGACGACGAAGAGGAGGUGAGUGUGUCACUUGUCGUGGAUGCCCGUUGCGCGGGCGCGGUGCUUCUGCAACGUGCCUGCUCCGCUCUCCAGGAGGAGGUGGCGUGCUUGUGGCUGCCCGACGGGGCUGAAUUGGACGUGCAUCGACCUCUUCGUGUCCAGGGACUCAAAGGAGGCGAGGUUUUAGUCGCAUGGCUGCCACGCAGCCGCGCGCAGAAAGUCUCCAGUCGGCCUGUCAAGGCCAUUAGCGAAAUCACCUAUGAGGUGUAUCACAGCGAAGUCAAGGCGUUCUUGCACCGCUUCCAUCUCUUCGUGCACGAUGCAGAGGCCGUCGCCGAAGCAACAGAGCCGACAGUUGAGGCCACCUUCGAGAACUACGGGUUCAGCCUCCGGAUCCACGGCAAGAGUGCAGACUUCCUUCUCCGGCGACGUGUAGGACCUCGGGUCGCUGCAUUGCCGGUUCCCUUCAAGGUCUGCCCUGAAAGAUGCAGCGUGAAGAUCAUUCCUGGAAAGAGGGUGGAACUGGUAAUGAGGCCCUUCCCCACUAUGUGGCUGAAUUCCGGGCAGCGAGUCCGGUUGAAGUCGUUGCAGGCGACUGCAUCGCUCAAUGGGCGCUGGGGAACCGUCGAUGGAUUCGCAGAGCCGUCGGAGCUCCUGGGGCGGGGUGAGAGCAACCAGAGACCUUUGAGCACCAUUCUCCAACGAUAG